GGGUAGAGUCAGCCCUUUUGGACAUGUAAGCACUUUUGGCCACCUAAAGUAAAAUCAUAUUGUAAGGCAAUUAUGAGUCUAUUUAGAACAGGUAAAUGGGUCUUAUUUCGUGACCUCUAAUCUAACGAAUCAGAAAACCAUAUUUGAUUUUGUAUCGACUUGAUUAAUUCUAAGUUAUUGAAAGAAGUUCUCGACAAGGUAAACAAUUACUAAAAAAAAAAACAUGGGAUUCUUAAGAAACUUGUUAAUGUUAAGAGAAAUUGUUUUGCAUUAUUUCAUAUUUUUGAUGAAAAUAUUUGAUGUUAUUCAAUGAAAGUCCAUUUCUUAAUUAACUAAAUUUUAUUGUGAUAUCAUUCUUAAUAAGAUUUUCUAACAAACUAAAUGAAAAUCGCAUGUGGCUAAAAGAGCUUACUUUUUUCGGCUGUGUAAGUACUUUUGGCCAUUCAUUUUCCCAUACAUUUUACACGUGGCGCACCUCGCGGAUUUCAGUAAAAACAAUCAUGACUUUGGACUGAUUUUUACAUCGAAUAGAAAAUGUGCAAAAGGUCGUUUAAAAUACUCUAAUAAUCACAUAAAAUUGGUGUUAAAUAAAAAUAGGACAUGUGCUGUGUAUUUGUGAAAGUUUUCGAGAGCUAUUUCUUCUGUUAUUUUAUUAAAAUUCUAUUGGAAACAAGUGGCCAAAAGUGCUUACAAAGUGGGCAAAAGUACUGAAACAUGCAUAGUUGUAUAAAAUGUAUUUUCACUAAAAUAUCCAAAAAAUUUUGGGAAUUCUCUUGGAUUUUUAGGGAGAAACAGCUUUAAGGAAUCGACUAAUUGAAGCAUUUUAUGACGACGAAGGACUUCCACCAACACAAUAAAUGCAAUCGUCUGCAGAAGUGGAUGGUGCUUCAGGUGUGAAGAGAACUACACACAGAAAUCCAAAUGCCAAUGGGAAAAUUUCGUCGUGGUGACCAGACUAGAGAUUGCUCUUUAAAAUUUCCCUUGGAUAUUCUAUGGCUCCCUAAAUCUGCUAUCAUGAAGCCUGUCGGGCAAGAUAUUUCACACUCCGAAUAUAUUCUCGUGGUUGGAAUUUCCAAACCAAAAUUGGCAGCUCUCUUUCUCUCUGUCAUGAUUAUUUCGCUUUUUUUCACCUUCCAUGUAUUAUACGAUCGAGCUGUAUUCAGUAUGCAGGUAACACCAACAAUAUCCGAAGGAAGUGGGGAAUAUUCAAUGGGAAAUAGGCGCACUGUUUUGGCUGAUGAUAAUAGUAUUGUCAUCAAUCAUCCCAUUGUUGUGCCCAAUCGAGUUCAUUUCCCCAAAACGGGUCGACGUCUGCCUCAGGCGUUGAUAAUUGGGGCGAAAAAGUGUGGCACGAGGGCACUACUGGAGAUGCUGAAUCUGCAUCCGGAAAUACAAAAGGCCAAUGAGGAGGUGCAUUUUUUCGAUAGGGAUGAGAAUUAUGUGAAGGGAUUGGAGUGGUAUCGGAAAAAGAUGCCACAUUCCUUUAAUGGGCAAAUCACCAUUGAGAAGAGUCCAAGCUAUUUUAUCACACCUGAAGUACCUGAACGUGUUAGAGCGAUGAAUGCUAGUGUUAAACUAUUAUUAAUUGUUAGAGAGCCAGUCACAAGAGCAAUAUCAGACUACACUCAGCUGAGAAGUCACUCAGCCACAGCAACACUCCCCCAGCAGCAAGGAACAACGAGCGGUGGUGUUGCUCCAUCGUCACAGGUGUAUCGAAAUUUCGAGGAACUUGCUCUUUUACCCAACGGAUCCGUCAAUGAGUCUUAUCGUCCAUUGGCAAUAUCCAUGUACCACUUGCACUUGCAUCGAUGGCUUGAGGUAUUUCCGCGUGAGCAGAUGAUGAUUGUGAAUGGUGAUCAAUUGAUUGACGAACCACUGUCGCAAUUGACAAGAAUAGAAACAUUCUUGGGCAUUCAGCAUAGGAUAACGAGUCACAAUUUCUUCUACAAUGCCACCAAAGGAUUCUUCUGUUUACGCAAUGAGUCAAAUGAUAAAUGUCUGAGGGAAAGCAAAGGACGAAAGCAUCCACAUGUGGAUCCAGCUGUUAUUAGUAAAUUACGUCACUUCUUUGCUGAUCACAAUCAAAAGUUCUAUGAGUUGAUUGGUGAGGAUUUAGGAUGGCCCGAAGAUUAGAUUAAUGAUUCAUUGCGGGGGGUAUAGUUGAGGGCCAAAAAAAAUAAAUAAAUCAAGUCAAAAUCAGUUAUCUUCCUUUUAUCAUCAUGCCAUAUAUUUAUGUAUGGUUUCAAGCAAUUUUUCGAUUUUAAUCAUAAAAUCAAUGAGCGCUGUCAGAAAAUUUGAUACAAGAAAAGUUGAUAAUCGAAUGAGAAUGUAAAAGAAGGGCCAUGUGAAUCUGUCUAUUAGGUUUUUUUAUUCACUCUCAAAUGUCACAAUAAAAGAAAAUCGUAGUAAAAGAUAAAAAUUUACAGAGUAAAAAAGAAUUUUAGCUAAUAAUUGCAGUGAAAAAAAAAAGAAA
Molecule: messenger RNA, 2473 nt
Organism: Phlebotomus papatasi
Lineage: Eukaryota; Metazoa; Arthropoda; Insecta; Diptera; Psychodidae
Gene: Hs3st-A
Product: heparan sulfate glucosamine 3-O-sulfotransferase 5
Exons: 6
Coding region: 922-2133 (403 amino acids)
Molecular function (GO): [heparan sulfate]-glucosamine 3-sulfotransferase activity
Source: RefSeq, a predicted model, not a curated record